Molecule: messenger RNA, 1819 nt
Organism: Cicer arietinum (chickpea)
Lineage: Eukaryota; Viridiplantae; Streptophyta; Magnoliopsida; Fabales; Fabaceae
Source: RefSeq, a predicted model, not a curated record
GUGUACUUUUGUGUGUGUCAGUCAUUGGCCUCAAAUUCUGGUAUUCCUGAUCUCUCAUAAAUAAAUUGAACUCAAAUUCAUUACUAUUCCCCAAAUGGGUUUCGAUCAAUCUCCGCCUCCGUGGCGGUGGCGGUGCUUCCUUCUAUUCAUCGGAAUAGUUACCGUCUCAACCACCGUAAUCGCUUCCGACACUCACAAUAAGCGUGAACAUCUAGUCUCCAGAAUUGCCUUUGGAUCAUGUUCUAACCAAAGUGCUCCUCAGCCCAUAUGGGAUGCAGUGGUAGACUUCAAUCCACAAAUAUUUAUAUUUCUGGGAGAUAACAUUUACGGAGACAACAAACGCCCUUUUAAAAUAUUCGGACGAGAAAGGACUAUUGGGCCGUGGAAGAACGUUCCACGAUUUCUUCCUUCAUCUGAGGAGGAAAUGGAGGCUAAAUACAAGAAGGCUAAGUCUAAUCCUGGAUAUGUUCGGGUUAAACAAAGUGCCGAGGUUAUUGGUACAUGGGAUGAUCAUGACUAUGGAUUAAAUGAUGCAGGAAAAGAAUUUCAUGGAAAAACAACCAACCAAAAGUUACUUCUUGAUUUCUUGGAUGAACCUCAAGAUAGCCCAAGGCGGAAACAGGCCGGUGUCUAUGCCUCAUAUACAUAUGGUCCCAUGGGCAAAGAUGUUAAGGUUGUACUGUUAGAUACCAGAUACCACAGAGAUACUAUAGGAAGUGAUGGAACCAUUUUGGGGAAUUCACAAUGGUUAUGGUUGGAGAAAGAGCUAAAGGGUCCACCAACUGCCAUUACCAUAAUCGGAUCUUCUAUUCAGGUUAUAUCAAAUCUAUCAGCAACUCUUCAACCAUUGUUUGCUAUGGAAUCAUGGGGUCGUUUUCCAAAGGAAAGAGAACGCCUUUUCAAAUUAAUAGCAGAUAGUAAGAGAGGCGGAGUAUUUUUUAUAAGCGGAGAUGUUCACUUUGGGGAAAUUACAAGAUAUGACUGUGCUUCGGACUAUCCACUAUUUGAUAUUACCUCAAGUGGGCUUACUCAAUCAGUCGAGGAGGUUGUUCCGCCUUUCUUGCGUCCUGUUGUGAGAUUCGUGGCAUGGUUGACUCCGUCUACAAUGAGAGUUAAGGGACCAAACUGCAGAUACAGUUCUUGUGUAUAUGGCCAGCCAAACUUUGGAACCAUUGAAAUAGAUUGGGACUCUCACCCGGUGAGUGUGAAAUUCAAAGUCCGGGACAAGAACGGGGUCGCCGUUACAGGUGCCGAUAUUUCAUUAUUGGAAUUACAUCCAUCAAAAUCAGAAACUCCUGACAGAGUAAAAGCAGGAGAUAAUCAGAGGCAUUUCACUCUUGAAGUUAAUCUGCCAUGGACUAAAAGAUAUCGCCUCGCGUUUUUGUUUUCUUUCACUAUUGUUGCGUUGGUUCUUGCGUUCCUCGGGCUUCUUUAUGCUUUUGUCACAAUUUUUCGACUAGGUCUAGGAGGAUGCAAAAGAAAGCACGAAUGACACGCUUGGAUAAAUUAAUACACAAUCAGCAAAAGGGAGCAUGUGUAAUAUCUUCUCCUUUGUAGAUUUAACCUUAUUAAUGAUUAUAGGUCAAUAAGAUUUAUGAGUAUUCUUUUACUGUUUUCACUAGUAUGAUGUACAUUUAGUGUGUUUGGUUUUUCUAUUUGAAAUUUUUAGACAAUUGUGUAGUACUAGUACCUUAAUGCAAAACCAAACACACUUUUUGAAGUAGAUUUUUCAUUUUGCUUUGUAGUUUUAUUUAAUGCUUUAGCUAUUUGAUAAUGAUAUGAUGCAUGAAUGUCAUUGGCAUGCCAUUUUUUGUGCCAA